CAGGAAGUGCCGCGGUCGCCAUAGCAACGGGACGCCAUGGGCCUGGACUACUACGCCGUGUUGGAGCUGGACCGCGGGGCCACCGCUGACGACAUCAAGAAGGCCUACCGGAGACUGGCCCUGCUGUACCACCCCCUGAAAUGCAAGGAGCCCUGGGGACCCUCGAGGUUCCGGCAGCUGGCAGAGGCCUACGAUGUGCUCAGCGACCCCAUGAAGAAAGGCAUCUACGACAAGUUUGGAGAAGAGGGGCUCAAGGGGGGCAUCCCCCUGGAGCUGGCCAGCGACAACCCCUGGAGCGUGGGAUACGUGUUCCACAACAACCCCGAGAGAACCUUCAAGGAGUUCUUUGGUGGGGACAACCCCUUUGCAGAAUUCUUUGCCGAGGAUGGCUCGGAGGUGCUCCUGCCCUUCGGAGGGCCCCGGGGCCGGGGGGCACUCCGGCAGGACCCCCCCAUCGUCCGGGACCUCUACGUGUCCCUGGAGGAUCUGUUCCAUGGCUGCACCAAGAAGAUCAAGAUCUCCCGCAGGGUGAUGAACGAGGACGGCCAGACCAGCACCAUCAGGGAUAAGAUCCUGACCAUCGACGUGCAGCCGGGAUGGAAGCGUGGCACCAGGAUCACCUUUGAGAAGGAAGGAGACCAGGGCCCCAACGUCAUUCCGGCCGACAUCAUCUUUGUUGUCCAAGAGAAGCUUCACUCAAGGUUUAGAAGGGUUGACAACAACCUCAUUUACGUUGCCUCAAUCCCGCUGGGAAAGGCACUGACGGGAUGCACCCUGGAUGUGUGGACGCUGGAUGGGAGGCUGCUCAACAUCCCCAUCAACGACAUCGUGGACCCCAGAUACUGCAAGGUGGUUCCCGGGGAGGGAAUGCCACUGCCCCAGGACCCCGAGCAGAAGGGGGAUCUCCUCAUCUACUUCAACAUCUGCUUCCCCAAGAGCCUCAGCCCCGAGCUGAAAACGGUCCUGAAAAACGCUCUGGUGCCUGAGGAACACUGACCUUCCCCCUCUCCUCCCUGAACACCUCCCUGCUGCAGCUCAAUAAAGUCCGUUUCAGUGUUCCUUUGGUC
Empidonax traillii (willow flycatcher) is the source of this 1067-nucleotide messenger RNA. It is a transcript of the gene DNAJB13, whose product is annotated as DnaJ heat shock protein family (Hsp40) member B13. Lineage: Eukaryota; Metazoa; Chordata; Aves; Passeriformes; Tyrannidae. Gene Ontology annotation, cellular component: cytosol. The transcript is spliced from 8 exons. The record is from RefSeq and is a predicted model, not a curated record. Gene Ontology annotation, molecular function: protein-folding chaperone binding. Bases 37 to 996 code for a protein of 319 amino acids.